Messenger RNA from Fomitopsis serialis, 1290 nucleotides. Its product is annotated as glycosyltransferase family 58 protein. Gene Ontology annotation, molecular function: dol-P-Man:Man(5)GlcNAc(2)-PP-Dol alpha-1,3-mannosyltransferase activity. Lineage: Eukaryota; Fungi; Basidiomycota; Agaricomycetes; Polyporales; Fomitopsidaceae. Gene Ontology annotation, cellular component: endoplasmic reticulum. The transcript has 6 exons. Bases 1 to 1290 code for a protein of 429 amino acids. The record is from RefSeq and is a predicted model, not a curated record.
AUGGUGCCCCCGCGUCCUGCCAGUGACUGGCGACGACCAUGGCUGUCUGCCUACCACCUCGCAUUCUCUUUGCUCACCGACCCUCGGUACUUCUACGCACUUUCUGCCCUGGUCAUUUUGGGUGAUGCUGUCUUAACUCAACUGAUCAUACGCUUUGUACCAUAUACCGAGAUUGACUGGGAGACAUACAUAUACCAGCUAGAGCUCUACUUGAAGGGAGAACGAGACUACUCCUUGAUAUCGGGACCCACGGGGCCAAUCGUUUAUCCUGCGGGCCAUGUUCAUAUACACCACGCUCUCUUCAACCUCACAGACUCCGGGAAUAACCUCAAAGUUGCGCAGAAGGUCUAUGCCGUCCUUUACAUCGCGCUUUUAACGACGACAUGUGGGAUCUAUGGUCGUGCGGGAGGCGUGCCUAACUGGAUAGUCCUGCUCCUACCGCUCAGCAAGAGGCUACACUCCAUAUUUGUCCUGAGGCUUUUCAAUGACUGCUGGAUGAGCGCAUUUGCGCAUGCGGCGGUUCUUGCGUAUGCGAGUGCGUUCGACUUGUUGGGUACAGUUCUCCUCGGCUGUGCCUUGUCAGUCAAGAUGUCUGCACUUCUGUACCUCCCAGGCUUGCUAGUGGUGCUCUUCAAGAAGCACGGGCUUGUAGGCACUCUGGCACAUCUCGCGGUCCUCGUGUCUACCCAGGUCGCUGCUGGGCUUCCGUUUCUACUCCACCAUCCUGGCUCAUACCUCAAGCACUCCUACGAGUUCUCUCGCCAAUUUCUCUACAAGUGGACCGUGAACUGGCGGUUCGUCAGUGAAGAGACAUUCCUGAGUCAAUGGUGGGCACGCGGGCUUCUUGCAGGACACGUCGCAGCUCUGGUCACAUUCGGUCUAUGCAAGUGGUGCAAACGAGAAGGAGGCGCAUGGGCCGUCAUAAGCGGUGGCCUCCGGACCCCUUGGCGUCGGCCAGAAGGCUGCCAUGUCACCAGCGACUUCACGACCACGGUGCUCUUCACUUCCAACCUCAUCGGCAUUUUGUUUGCGCGGUCCCUGCAUUACCAGUUCUAUUCCUGGUAUGCCUUGCAACUCCCUUUCCUUGCUUGGAGGACCAAAUACCCCUUGCCGUCAAGUAAACUGGUGCUGCUCCUCGCCAUUGAGUAUGCAUGGAACGUAUUCCCGUCGACGCUGGUCUCGUCCGCCACUCUAUGUGUAGCCAACGCGGUGCUCGUGACUGGCGUUUGGUUUGGCUACCCUGAAGAGAUUUCUUCAGCACUCUCGGUAGAUAGACAGAAAACCGAAUAG